AUGAGCCUGGAAAUGAAGGAAGCUGCUACAGAGCUAAGCCUUUCUGUGGCAGAAACUCCCAAGGAAAGAUUCAUGAGUGAUGGUCCCUCUGCCUUCAAUUGGAGAGAAGUCUGCAAAAUGCCUGAGAGUAUCCAAACUGAAGAGAAACUAUAUGACUAUAAUCAAUGUGAGAAGGCUUUUACAUGUAAGAACAGUCUUGUUAUGCAUAGAAGAAUCCUCCAUGGAGAAAAACCUUAUGAACAUAAUCAAUGUGAGAAGGCUUUUAGAGAGAAGGGAUGUCUCAUUGCACAUCAGAGAACACACACGGCAGAGAAACCUUAUGAAUGUAAGCAAUGUGGAAAGGCUUUUAGAGAUAAGCGCAGUCUUGUUUCACAUAGUAGAAUCCACACUGGAGAGAAACCUUAUGAAUGUAAUCUAUGUGGACAAGCUUUUAUAGAGAAGGUUCAUCUUAUUGCACAUCAUAGAACACACACUAGAGAGAAACCUUAUAAAUGUAAUCAAUGUGGAAAGACUUUUAAAUGGAAACAUAAUCUUGUUACACAUAGAAGAAUCCACAGUGGAGAGAAACCUUAUGAAUGUAAGCAAUGUGGAAAGGCUUUUGCACAGAAAGUCAGUCUUGUUAGCCAUGAAAGAAUCCACACAGGAGAUAAACCUUAUGAAUGUAAGCAAUGUGGAAAGGCUUUUCAAUGGAGGGAAAGUCUUAUUACACAUCAGAGAAUCCACACUGGAGAGAAACCUUAUGAAUGUAAUCAAUGUGGAAAGACUUUUAAAUGGAAACAUAAUCUUGUUAAACAUAGAAGAAUACACAGUGGAGAGAAACCUUAUGAAUGUAAGCAAUGUGGAAAGGCGUUUCAAUGGAGGGAAAGUCUUAUUACACAUCAGAGAAUCCACACUGGAGAGAAACCUUAUGAAUGUAAUCAAUGUGGAAAGACUUUUAAAUGGAAACAUAAUCUUGUUAAACAUAGAAGAAUACACAGUGGAGAGAAACCUUAUGAAUGUAAGCAAUGUGGAAAGGCUUUUCCACAGAAAGACAGUCUUGUUAGCCAUGAAAGAAUCCACACAGGAGAGAAACCUUAUGAAUGUAAGCAAUGUGGAAAGGCUUUUCAAUGGAGGGGAAGUCUUAUUACACAUCAGAGAAUCCACACUUUAGAGAAACCUUAUGAAUGUAAUCAAUGUGGAAAGACUUUUAAAUGGAAACAUAAUCUUGUUAAACAUAGAAGAAUCCACAGUGGAGAGAAACCUUAUGAAUGUAAGCAAUGUGGAAAGGCUUUUGCACAGAAAGUCAGUCUUGUUAGCCAUGAAAGAAUCCACACAGGAGAGAAACCUUAUGAAUGUAAGCAAUGUGGAAAGGCUUUUGCACAGAAAGUCAGUCUUGUUAACCAUGAAAGAAUCCACACAGGAGAGAAACCUUAUGAAUGUAAGCAAUGUGGAAAGGCUUUUGCACAGAAAGUCCAUCUUGUUACACAUGAAGGAAUACACAGUGAGGAGAAACCUUAUGAAUGUAAUCAAUGUGGAAAGACUUUUAAAUGGAAACGUAGUCUUGUUACACAUAGAAGAAUCCACAGUGGAGAGAAACCUUAUGAAUGUAAGCAAUGUGGAAAGGCUUUUCCACAGAAAGUCAGUCUUGUUAGACAUGAAAGAGUCCACACUGGAGAGAAACUUUAUGAAUGUAAGCAAUGUGGAAAGGCUUUUCAAUGGAGGGAAAGUCUUAUUACACAUCAGAGAAUUCACACUGGAGAGAAACCUUAUGAAUGUAAGCAAUGUGGAAAGGCUUUUCCACAGAAAAAUUGCCUUGUGAAUCAUGGGAGGAUCCCCACUGGAGAGAAAUCUUAUGAGUGUACCCAGUGUAGAAAGGCUUUUAAACAGAAGUUCUCUUUUACUAAACAUCAGAGAAUCCACACUGGAGAGCAAUCUUAUGAAUGUACCUAG
Messenger RNA from Trichosurus vulpecula (common brushtail), 1929 nucleotides. Its product is annotated as zinc finger protein 260-like. The transcript is spliced from 2 exons. The record is from RefSeq and is a predicted model, not a curated record. Gene Ontology annotation, biological process: regulation of immune system process; regulation of cytokine production; negative regulation of transcription by RNA polymerase II. The coding region runs from base 1 to 1929 and encodes 642 amino acids. Lineage: Eukaryota; Metazoa; Chordata; Mammalia; Diprotodontia; Phalangeridae.